Molecule: messenger RNA, 705 nt
Organism: Galendromus occidentalis (western predatory mite)
Lineage: Eukaryota; Metazoa; Arthropoda; Arachnida; Mesostigmata; Phytoseiidae
Product: tigger transposable element-derived protein 4-like
Exons: 1
Coding region: 1-705 (234 amino acids)
Cellular component (GO): nucleus
Molecular function (GO): DNA binding
Source: RefSeq, a predicted model, not a curated record
AUGGCCAAAGCCAGGAAAACAAGCUUGAGUCUGAAAGAAAAAACUCAACUCCUCGGCGACCUGGAAUGCGGGGUUAGUAUCCGCGAGGCCAUGACCAAAUGGAGAGUGUCACAAGGGACGGUGUACAAUAUCAAGCGAAAUGCGGAAAAGAUCAGGAUGCAGUGUGCUCAGAAGAAGUCUCAUAAAAGCAAGCGCUUCAGAACGCCGAAGUUUCAAGGUAUCGAGCGGGACCUAUUCAAGGCUUUUGAGGAUGCCAGGCUUGACCACCCAGACCUCCCUAUUUCGGGCCUGUGGUUGAAAGAAAAGGCAAUCUCAGCCGAGAAUGGGGAUUCCGAUUUCAAAGCCUCAAAUUCGUGGCUAGAUGGCUCCAAAGCGCGCUUCAAGCUUUCGAAUCAGAGAAUUUGUGGCGAAGCUUCCAAGGUUGACCAAGAGGAAAUCGAUCGCUGGAUGAACGAGAACGAAAGGACUCUGAAUGAAUAUUCGAUCAAGAACAUAUUCAACGCCGAUGAGACUGGCUUCUUUUAUAAGAUGUUGCCGAAUCGGUCAAUCCGUUUCAAAGGCAAAGCUUGCCAUGGAGGAGAACAGAAUAAAGAAAGAUUCACAGCACUCUUGCGCGCCAAUUUCGAGGAAACGGAGAAAAUGAUCCCCUCAAUCAUCGGAAAAAUCGCAAAUCCGCGCUGCUUCCCAAAAAAAAACGCGGGAUGA